AUAUAUUGUUGUGGACAAAAAUCCUCACUUUUGUCAAGCGAUAUGUGUUGAGAAUAUUUAGUUUCAACCUUUUACGAAGUAUGCUGACUUGUUAAGUGUAUAUUAUAAUUUAGGAGAUGUUAACAAUUUCCAAACUAAAUUGAAGUAACAUCAUAAUAAUCAUGGCUAAUGCUGAGCAGAAAAGAAGAGAUGAGUUGAUGGCCGAACUCUGUUUGAAAAUGAAUAGUUUCUUAGAAGAACCAGGCAGGCCGACAUUCUCCUACAAAAACGAUCAGGGGCCAUUGAUGAUUAAGUUUCUUGCUGACAACCCUGGGGUUAUUCUUGGAAACCAAGACAUAGCUGUCUUCAUCGAAAGUCUGGCUAAGCUGUGGGUCAGCUUUCCAAACCCCAAGAUAUCCCAAUAUGGCCUGGAUGCCUUGAUGAUUGUAGCUGAAGUAAUGCAAGCUAAAUACAAAGUCUACAGUGGCGGAGUUUUUCCUAUUCUAGUGAAUAGACUUGGUGACUCUAAGGAAGGGGUCCGUGAAAAAGUGAAGACAUAUUUCCUCAAAUUAAUCGAGGUCAAUGCGCACACUCCGACUCAACUGCUUGAGAAACUUUUGCCUUAUCUCAAUAAUAAAAAUAGAGACUUGGCUUUUGAGACAGAAAGGCUCAUAGAAGACAUGUUCACUCUGUACCCCCAAAAGGAUAAGCCAGUGAGCAGACAAAUGAUGUUGGAGGUAUUAAAAACACAACUAGUCGUAGACAAUUCGUUGAAGAAGGAAUGUACUAAUGUUAUUAUGAAUCUGACUGGAAGGCUAGGCAAAAAUUGUGUCAUCGAAGUUAUAGAAAAUGAAAUGCCCCAUUUAACAACAGCACAGGAAAAAAGGGCUCAAGGUAUAUUACAAGAAAUUCGACUCAAUUCUGAAGUUGAGACUUUGCAAGGAACCCCUGCUCCAGCAGAAGAACAAGAUGAACCAGAUCUCUCCCUUCAGGAAAAUAUUACGUCACCCGAAAACAAGGAUGAGGCUUCUGGUACUACUAAAAAACCUCAGAAAAAUAUUACAUCACCUGAAAACAAGGACGAGGCUUCUGGUACUUUUAAAAAACCUAAACAGAAACUGAAAUCGAGUAUUUUGCCUCCAAGAGCACUAAUACCCGUAAAAUCUGCGCCACCCAAGGAUACAACUCCGAAGACAGCUGUAGAGUCAGUAAAGCCCAAAGAGGUUAAGAGAAAAAUUGCAUCAGCGAUGCCUAAGCUGUCUGCCCGACCAACCGGUCUAAAAGCUUCAAAGUUAGGAGAAGGUGCUGCUUAUGCACUUCACUCAGGAAAGGCUGGUGUAGAUGCUGAUGAAGAGUGGUUCAACAGUGCCUUUGAAGAUGUUCCCCCGAUUCACUUGAUGUCCGUUCGCGAGUUUGAUUCGGUUGCCAAAAAGAUACAGGAUGAUUUAAAAACUGGAACAGAAUACUGGGAGAAGAAACUAGAAGCUCUAAAGAAGUUCCGAUCCUUGAUUCUGCAUGAUGAAGGGUUUGAAGAUAACAUUAUACCUUUCUUCAAAAAUAUAGGAACACUAUUCAUGAACUGUUUAAAAGACUUGAGAUCGCAAGUUGUGAGAGAAACGUGUCUCACCCUAUCCUAUGUUUGUAAAAUGCUGAAAAACAAGACAGACAGCCAUACAUUGGACAUGCUUCUACCUGUGCUAAUGACUAAUGUGAUAAGUUCGGCAAAGGUGGUAUCAACAUGCUCAACAGUGACCUUGAAGUUUAUCUUUAUGCACGUAAAUCACACCAGACUGAUCAGCACACUAGUGAAUCAAAUGAUAAGCAGCAAGUCUAAAGAGUUCAGGACUGUUGGGGCAGAAUGUCUCGUGGUCAUCCUGCAACAUUGGCCAGUCCACCGCUUGGAGCACCAGAUCGCAAACCUUCAAGAGGGUAUUAAGAAAGGAAUGCACGACGGUCCUCCAGAGGGCCGAAUGGCUGCUAGAAAGGCUUUCUGGGCUUUCUACAACCACUUCCCGGAGCAAGGUGAACUUCUACUGAGCAACAUGGACAUAAUGCUAAAGAAACAGGUGAUGGCAGCCCAGGGUGGAAGUGAGGAACCACAAACUCAAACAGUAUCCAAGAUACGACAACCCCUUAGUCAAAGAACUCCUACUCUACCUCGACAGCCAUCUCUGGGCAGCGGAAGUGUGGAGGACCUGAGUGGUGGGGGAGGGACUCCCACUGCGCUCCGUCGAUCCUCGGGAUCAGCCAUUCCUGUGCUCAGGCGAACUUAUGUCUCAGAAAUCCCCCGAGUACAACCAUCACAUUCGGGGACUGUUCAUACUAAUAGGUCCAACAGCGCUAUAGACCUGCACGCCGUACAAAGGGCCAAUGCACGCCAGCAGUAUGCGCAAUUGGCUCGCCAGAAGGUGGGCUCUGGCGCAUCACUACCUCGUCCAAAGAAAACUAGUACCAACACGACUUCGGGACCAGCGUCUGGCGGUUUUGUAACCGAGCGCCUAGGUCGUACUCGCAGUCGAGCGAAUGUCACUCAAAGCCAACCAUCCAGCCGAUCUGGAUCACCAUCAUCUAGGGGGUAUCAGCCCUACAACUCCGGAUAUGUCCCACAGCUGAUAGACCGAAGACCUCAAACUCCUAGGAGUCAGGGAGCAAGCCGAGAGACAAGCCCAAACCGUUUUGGUUCCAAGUCGUCUCUUACUGGAAUUUCUGCUAAAAGAGGUACACAUAGACCACCAAUUCAGCCCACUAAUCGUCCAGUUAUGGCUCAAAAAAUGUUGGUGCAAAGUCUAGAGGCUGAGAAUUCAUUGCUAUCAGAGUUGUACGACACUGAAGCAGGCGGUGAUGGCUUGGCUCACAAAAUGUCACCUCGUAAAACCAGUUAUCGCCCUUUUGAAGACCACAGCGACGACAGUGACGCUUCCAGUUUGUGUUCUGAGCGAUCGUUUGACUCUUACAGACGCACUUCAGAUUCGUACUCGUGGAGUGGAUCACAGCAGAGGUUAUACAGAGACGUGUGGGAAUCAGGGACCAAGGAUAUAAGUGAGAUAAUCGCUAAUUGUGAAAGCACACAAUGGACGGAUCGAAAGGAAGGUUUGGUCGGUCUUCAGGCAUAUUUGCAGGCCGGCAGUUCCUUGAAUGCCACGGAGCUCAAACGAAUAACAGACUGCUUUACUAGAAUGUUUAUGGACUCUCAUACCAAGGUGUUUAGCUUAUUCCUGGACACACUCAAUGAACUGAUCUUGAUGCAUAGAGCAGACUUGAACUCUUGGUUGUAUGUGCUUUUGACGAGACUGCUCAAUAAACUCGGGGGCGAUCUUUUGGGCUCCAUCCAGAACAAAAUCAUCAAGAGUUUGGAUGUGAUCAGGGAGUCCUUCCCACCUGAGCUCCAGAUGUCGUCGGUCCUGAGGUUUUUGACGGAUCCUACGCAAACGCCAGGGCCAAAGGUCAAGACUGCGGCUCUGAACUACUUGACAAAGCUUGCAGCCAUAUGUGACCCUCAGACUGUUUUCCCACCGAGCUCACCAAGCUACUCAAAGGAUUCUCUGCAUUCCGCCCUUCAUAAGAUGAUCGGAUGGACCAUUGCAGACGGUCUAAAGCACGGAAACGAACUUCGACGGGCUGCUCAAGAGGCCAUCCUGGCCCUGUUCAACCUAAACCCAGGACCAGUUACCAUGCGACUGGCCAAGCUACCCCAGGAGUAUCAGGAGGCAGCUGGCUCUUUGCUGAAGGGCCGAGUUCGUAGGAGUAGUGUAUCUAGCCCAGGUAACUCAACGGUGAACAGUUCACCUCCUUCACCCUCUGCUCGUAUGGCUUCCCCAGGACCUCAGCGACACCUAACACGCUCCAUUCCUCCCGAGACUGAACUCAAUCCAGAAGAGAUCUAUAAGUCAUUACGCAAGACAACAGCUGAGAUCCAGAACUACACUUAUGAGACGGGUAUGGACAAACCUCCGGACAAAGACAACACAACAUCCAAAGACUCGGGAAUCAGUCAACUUUCCGGUACUGAAGCUUUAGAAGAAGCUAUGGACGAGCUUUCACUUCAGUCAAACUCCUCUAGUACCACGUCUACUACCCUCACCAAUCGAGUCCUGACUGUGAGGGACUGUGUUGAUGCGGCUGACAACGCUCAAUCCGAAGGAGGUGUGAUGAAUGAGGAUGAAGCUCUGCGCAAGGUUGUGGACUCUCUUACGCAGCCUGACUGUGACAAUGGAGAGAACGUUUCUAUUUUGUCUGAUGCUGAGAAGAGAGCAUCUCUGACUCAGCUGACUCGACUGAUACGAGACAGCUCAGUCAAAGCGUUACAGGACAACUUCAGGCCGAUUCUGAGGAUUCUUCUGGGCAACUUGACCCUGGAAACCAACAACAGAGAUGUUCAAUCCAAGAUCCUCACUUUGAACGCUUUCACAGAACUGCUCAAGAAAAGAGCCAUCACUGAAAGCUUUACUCACUUCACCGAACUUGUCAUUCUGAAGGUCCUUAACUGCUAUAAGGAUAAUAGCAAAGAGGUUGUUCGAAGUGGAGAGACGUGUGCCAAUAUGAUUGCCACCACAUUACCAGCUGAUGCUGUCAUUCGAGUCUUGACUCCACUCAUCCAAACGGGAGAGUACCCUCUCAAUUUGGCAGCCAUCAAGAUGUUGACCAAACUGGUAGACGCUUGCGGUCGGGAUCCCAUCAUGGCCCAUCUUCCUGACUUCAUGCCUGGCCUUUUGCAGUCAUACGACAACCAGGAGAGUUCGGUUCGCAAGUCUGCGGUGUUCUGUAUGGUGUCCCUUCACUCUGCCAUAGGCGAGGAGGGAUUGAAACCACACUUGGCAGCUUUAAAUGGCAGCAAGCUGAAACUGUUACAUUUGUACAUUCGGCGCUCCCAACAAGGAUCAUCUGCCCCAACGUCGCCUCGCAACCAUCCUCCCACCAGCUAAUAACAUGCGUAUGAGAUGAGUAGCACUGGACGAACAUCAUUUCAUAUGUAUUUUUUACGCUAUUAAAAGUAUUUAACGAUAUUUAACACUAAAAGCUGAAUUUGUUUAAAUAAUUUAUUAGCAAGCUUUGAUAUUUAUCCAUGUAUCGUAACAAAUAAUAAAUCAAAAUGUAGAUAAAACGGUGCUAGCGUGACCAGAGUGCGUGCCAUGUUUGUAUUAUGUCAGAGAGCUAGCCUGCAAGAGAUAUGGUGUUAAAUCGUUAAGCUUUAUCCUUGUACAAAACUAAGCCAAAUUAUGUUAAUGUUAACUUGUACAUAAUAAUACUGUGAAAAUGUAACAAAAAUAUUUAUCUUUAAGAUAUUCGAGUCUUUACUAAGUCGCCAGUAGUUUAACACGUUCCUUCGAACAAGCUGUUGAAUGUAAAUUGUUUAAUUCAAUUUCUUGUUGUUUUUUGUUAUCAGAGUGGCAAAGAGAACGGCUUUCUCAGCAUGAAAACAAUAAAGUUUAAUCCUUCUUCGGUUUUUUACAUCACUCGUUCUGACAUACCUUACGUAGUGUAAGAUUAGGAUAGGUUUAAAUAUGUGAUUUGUUUUAUCUUAUCGAUAUUUUUAGAUGCAUUUGAUUUCCUAUUUUGUACUAUUACCUACUAGUUUUGUUAGGAGUUUUUCAAGUGUUGCCAACACUCACUGCAUCUUUGAAGGCUCCACGAUGCCACUCUACCUGAGUUUUAGUCUAUUACUGAGAUUUAACCGUUCUGCUCUAUGUAACAAUAUUCUAACAAGGCAUUUUGUAUUUUUUAUAAUAUAAAAUCUUCAUAUAAAUAAAAUGCGAUUCUGUUAAUUUGAA
Messenger RNA from Macrosteles quadrilineatus (aster leafhopper), 5747 nucleotides. It is a transcript of the gene chb, whose product is annotated as CLIP-associating protein 1-B. NCBI's taxonomy places the organism in Eukaryota, Metazoa, Arthropoda, Insecta, Hemiptera, Cicadellidae. Gene Ontology annotation, cellular component: spindle microtubule; mitotic spindle; cytoplasmic microtubule. Gene Ontology annotation, biological process: mitotic spindle assembly. Bases 162 to 4901 code for a protein of 1579 amino acids. The record is from RefSeq and is a predicted model, not a curated record. The transcript is spliced from 36 exons. Gene Ontology annotation, molecular function: microtubule binding.